AUGGCCCAGCCAUCCGCCUGGCACGAGGCCUAUCCGACCCCACGAAAUCAAUCACCCAAAGUGGUGACUCGACAAGAGCUACGGCAGUGGCUUCAGGAGGGCCAGAAACCAGGGGUCGACUUCCUCCUAGUCGACCUGCGCCGAACAGAUCAUGAGGGCGGAACGAUCAGAGGUUCGAUCAACCUUCCUGCCCAGAGCCUCUAUCCCAGCCUCCCGACUCUGUUGAAUCUAUGUCAAAGUGCCGGUGUACGGACUGUCAUCUGGUAUUGUGGUUCAUCCAAGGGCCGUGGGACGCGCGCUUGUGGAUGGUUUCAAGACCUCCUUGAUGAUCGCCAAGUCAGUGGGAUAACCAGUGCUAUCCUACUGGAUGGAAUUACCGGCUGGGCUCGAGCGGGCGACGAGUACACGCGGCUUAUGGAGGAAUAUGACGCCGAGCGAUGGUCGAAUGCAAAAUAG
This is a messenger RNA of Cladophialophora carrionii CBS 160.54, 456 nucleotides long. RefSeq lists its product as uncharacterized. Bases 1 to 456 code for a protein of 151 amino acids. Gene Ontology annotation, cellular component: nucleus; cytoplasm. The transcript has 3 exons. The record is from RefSeq and is a predicted model, not a curated record. Gene Ontology annotation, molecular function: protein tyrosine phosphatase activity. Lineage: Eukaryota; Fungi; Ascomycota; Eurotiomycetes; Chaetothyriales; Herpotrichiellaceae.